AUGGCCACCGAUGGUCUGGAUGCGCUGGCCGAAGGCUCGCACUAUGCUAUGCAGCAGCUACAACAGCAGCAACAGCAACAGAACGGCGGUGGAACGAACAGCCAGCAAAGGCCGAGCUCGAAUCACACGAAUGGCAAUGGAAGUGGUCGGUCUGCGAGUGGGACAAAUCAACCUGUGCGCAAGCGGAUAAGCCGAGCGUGCGACCAGUGCAAUCAGCUGCGGACCAAGUGCGACGGCAAGACACCCUGUGCACAUUGUGUUGAGUUCGCGCUCACUUGCGAGUAUGCCCGCGAGCGCAAGAAGAGAGGGAAGGCGUCCAGGAAGGAUGUCGCAGCACAGCAAGCGGCCGCAGCGGCGGCGGGAGAUGGCACCGACAACAGUCCAACGUCGGCCAACGAGCACUCGGAGGGAGCACCUUUGAGUGAGUCAAAGUCAGAAAUGCGGUCCGGCGUGAAGCGAAGACGGUCGAGCGCAACAGGCUUCGAGCCGACGGGCGGAAGCAUCACUGCAGGUGGCCUUGGAGACGCGAACGGUGGAGACAGAGCGGUGCAGCGAAUCAACUCACUGGAGCAGCCGUCGGCUGUGGGCAGCCUGCCUGCACCAAGGGUCCCGGUCGCUCCAAUGCAGGAACGGGGGAUGUCGAUGGGCAUCAGCGACUACGGUAGCAUUGACGACUACCACCGUAGUAUCUUGCAUCAUGGAUCGAUGGUCUCCGGGCAGAACAUUCUCCACACUGGACCGAACCCGAUGCCACAUUCGAUGCUACAAGGGGGCACCAUAACAGGCUAUGGAGAGAGUCCGUACAACAUAGCAUCUCCGGGCAGUCAACAGGGCAUCAAUCAGCCGUACCAACUUGGCGGUGGCGGAUCUCCGCUCUCAGCCAACUUCUUGCGACAAUCGCCCGCAGCCGGCUCGCCUGGCUGGCUUUCACUGCCUUCACCAUCCGCGGCGCUGUACCCUCCCCUACAGCAGAUGCCGCCUUCAAAUCAGACGCUUCGAUAUCCUGUUCUACGACCACUACUUCCUCACAUCUCGGCCAUCAUACCAAUCGGACUCGCAUGCGACCUGCUUGACCUCUAUUUUCAGAGCGCAUCAUCCGUGUUCAUGCAACCGCACUCGCCCUACGUGCUCGGCUACCUGUUCCGCAAGAAGUCAUUCUUGCGACAGAACAAUCCUCGCACGUGCAGUCCCGCACUUUUGGCGAGCAUGCUAUGGGUAGCUGCACAAACCAGCGAAUCGGCAUUCCUCACUUCCUCUCCAUCUGCCCGCGGUAAGAUCUGUCAGAAAUUGCUUGAGCUUGCUGUAGGACUGCUCAAACCACUUAUUCACACUCCAUUGGACGGCCAGCAGUAUGGAGGAAAUUCAGUUAUCAACGGAGUUGCGCUGGGCGGAUUUGGAGUGGCAUUGCCUGGGCAGUCUCACGAAAGUGAAGGCGGCUCUCCCGGAGCGAGCGCUGCGCUUGACGAUGUCGCGACAUAUCUCCACCUCGCCACGGUGGUAUCCGCAAGUGAAUACAAGGCUGCGAGUUUGCGAUGGUGGAAUGCUGCGUGGUCACUUGCAAGAGAGCUGAAGCUCGGUCGCGAGCUGCCACCUAACCCAGAACGCCAUAAUCCCGACGGGCCAGAAGCUGAGGCGGAGGCCACUGGUGAAGCCGGCCCACACCGCUCAGGAGGUCUGGGCUCGAACCAGCCUGGAUUCGUGACAGAAGAGGAGCGCGAAGAGCGAAGAAGAAUAUGGUGGCUGUUAUACAUGGUGGACAGACAUCUAGCAAUCUGCUACAACCGUCCUCUGUUCCUUCUGGACAUCGAAUGCGACGGUCUACUGCAACCCGACAACGAAGCAAGCUGGCAAGCCGGUGAUCACUACCCAAGCGAGAACCACGCCGAGACUGCAUUCUAUCGGCGACGCGGACCAAGCUUCGACUGCAGCGGCCACAGUCUGUACGGUUUCUUCCUACCACUCAUGACAAUCCUCGGCGAAAUCAUCGACCUAAAUCACGCCCGUAAUCAUCCUCGCUUCGGUCUACGCUUCAAGAACAGCACCGACUGGGACGACCAAGUCAACGAGAUCUCCAAUCAGCUCGAAGCCUACGGCCAAAGCCUGCAAGACUUUGCCGCGAGAAAUCUCAAUCCUCCCGAUCCGAAACAGGCAUCAGGCGAUGGCACGAAUGGUAAUGACGCGACCACCAGUCCUCGCUCGGCCAAUACCUCCACCUCCAACCCGAAUCGCCUGACGGAGUCCGCUCUGCAGACGAAAAUCAUCCUCGCGUAUGGCACUCAUCUGAUGCACACGAUGCAUAUCCUCCUCAAUGGCAAAUGGGAUCCGAUAUCUCUCCUCGAUGACAACGACUUGUGGAUAUCAUCCCAGUCGUUCAUCUCUGCGACGGGCCAUGCCGUGUCUGCCGCGGAGGCCAUCAAUGAGAUUCUCGAGUAUGAUCCGGAUCUCAGCUUCAUGCCGUUUUUCUUCGGCAUCUAUCUCCUGCAGGGAAGCUUCUUGCUGCUGUUAAUCGCGGACAAGUUGCAAGCUGAAGCGAGUCAGAGUGUGGUCAAGGCUUGCGAGACGAUUGUGAGGGCGCACGAGGCGUGUGUCGUGACACUGAACACGGAGUAUCAGCGCAAUUUCCGUAAAGUCAUGCGCUCCGCAUUGGCGCAGGUUCGUGGUCGACAUGAGGAUUUCGGGGAGUUGAGACGAAGGGAGGUUUUGGCUUUGUACCGAUGGACGGGCGAUGGGACGGGGUUGGCGUUGUGA
This is a messenger RNA of Zymoseptoria tritici IPO323, 2748 nucleotides long. RefSeq names its product putative xylanase transcriptional regulator (gene MgXLR1). The transcript has 4 exons. The coding region runs from base 1 to 2748 and encodes 915 amino acids. The record is from RefSeq and is a predicted model, not a curated record. NCBI's taxonomy places the organism in Eukaryota, Fungi, Ascomycota, Dothideomycetes, Mycosphaerellales, Mycosphaerellaceae. Gene Ontology annotation, molecular function: DNA binding; DNA-binding transcription factor activity, RNA polymerase II-specific; zinc ion binding. Gene Ontology annotation, biological process: DNA-templated transcription; regulation of DNA-templated transcription.